Messenger RNA from Zeugodacus cucurbitae (melon fly), 725 nucleotides. RefSeq lists its product as uncharacterized. NCBI's taxonomy places the organism in Eukaryota, Metazoa, Arthropoda, Insecta, Diptera, Tephritidae. The transcript has 4 exons. The record is from RefSeq and is a predicted model, not a curated record. Bases 44 to 637 code for a protein of 197 amino acids.
CAAACGCUUAGCAUUUCUUCCUUCAAUUUCGUCUUCUAAUAGUAUGUUUACAUAUGAAAAUAAUCUCGUUAUAAGAUCGUUUAAUAAUCUAACCGUUUAUAGACCAAAACGUUUGUGGAAACACGAAAGGUACGGUAAUUUUUGGGAGCUCGACGUUGCUUACAAUAGUGACAAAUUCUUCAAGGAGAGCUUCCGGAUGAGUCGGGAAUCAUUCUCAACUUUAUGUAAUGAGCUAUCACACAUUGGCAAACAUAAUACUACAUACAGGGAAUGUAUUCCAUUAGAAAAAAGAAUAGCUAUCGCUUUAUACACCCUUGGUUCUUCUGCUGAAUAUAGAACAAUUGGGAGACUAUUCGGGGUUUCCAAAGCGUCUGUAUGUUGUAUUCUUAAAGAUUUUUGCCGAGGAGUGUGGGACAAACUCUCGUCUAAAUAUUUAACCUGCUCAUUUCUCACGCAAGAAAAAAUUACGGAGUGCGUUGAAGGGUUUACAAAGAUUAGAUUUCCACAAUGUCUGGGUGCAGUAGAUGGAUGCCAUAUUGAGAUUAGGCCCUCCGCAUCUGAUGCUGUUGACUAUUUCAACUACAAAGAUGUCGUUACAGCUUGCAGAGAUGAAAGCCCAGCAUCAAUCAUUGUUUGAAGCGCAGAGCACACGCUUAACAACAAAGUUGUCCCAAAUAAAAGAGCAAAUAUCAGCACAAUUUUCUUCACAGUUAAAAAAGCAGAAG